Messenger RNA from Emericellopsis atlantica, 1341 nucleotides. RefSeq names its product Mu homology domain-containing protein. The record is from RefSeq and is a predicted model, not a curated record. Gene Ontology annotation, biological process: vesicle-mediated transport; intracellular protein transport. Gene Ontology annotation, cellular component: clathrin adaptor complex; clathrin-coated vesicle. Bases 1 to 1341 code for a protein of 446 amino acids. Gene Ontology annotation, molecular function: clathrin-cargo adaptor activity. NCBI's taxonomy places the organism in Eukaryota, Fungi, Ascomycota, Sordariomycetes, Hypocreales, Bionectriaceae. The transcript is spliced from 4 exons.
AUGGCGUCUGCACUUUUCUUUCUCGACCUGAAGGGCAAGACCCUCCUUGCUCGUAAUUACAGAGGUGACAUCCCCAUGUCAGCCGUGGAGAAGUUCCCAGUGCUGCUAUCGGAUGCGGAAGAAGAGUCCUCGGCUGUGCCUCCUUGCUUCUCGCACGAGGGCAUCAAUUAUCUCUACAUUCGCCAUAACAACCUCUACGUCCUCGCCCUCACAAAGCGAAACACCAAUGCGGCCGAGAUCCUCCUGUUCCUACACAAGGUCGUCGAAGUCUUCACCGAGUACUUUAAGAUCCUGGAGGAGGAGUCCAUCCGAGACAAUUUUGUCAUUAUAUACGAGCUGCUCGAUGAGAUGAUGGACUUUGGCUACCCGCAAACCACCGAAUCGAAAAUCCUCCAAGAAUACAUCACACAAGAAUCACACAAGCUCGAGAUCCAGGCGCGGCCGCCCAUCGCAGUCACCAACGCUGUCUCGUGGCGUUCGGAGGGGAUCCGAUACCGGAAGAACGAAGUCUUUCUGGAUGUUGUCGAGUCGCUCAACCUGCUUGUCAGCGCCAACGGCAACGUGCUACGCUCUGAGAUUCUGGGGGCCAUCAAGAUGAAGUGCUACCUCAGCGGUAUGCCUGAGCUGCGUCUGGGCCUGAACGACAAGGUCAUGUUCGAGACGACGGGGCGCUCCACACGGGGCAAGGCCAUUGAGAUGGAGGACGUCAAAUUCCACCAGUGCGUGCGACUCUCGCGCUUCGAAAACGACCGGACCAUCUCCUUCAUCCCCCCCGACGGCGAAUUCGAGCUCAUGUCCUACCGCCUCAACACACAGGUCAAGCCCUUGAUCUGGGUGGAGUGCGUCGUCGAGUCGCACUCGGGCUCCCGCAUCGAGUAUAUGCUCAAGGCCAAAUCGCAGUUCAAGCGCCGCUCCACCGCCAACAACGUGGAGAUUAUCGUCCCCGUGCCGGACGACGCCGACUCGCCCCGCUUCCGAACCAACAUUGGCUCCGUGCACUACGCGCCCGAGCAGAGUGCCAUUGUGUGGAAGAUUAAGCAAUUCGGCGGAAACAAGGAGUUCAUGAUGCGUGCCGAACUCGGUCUGCCUAGUGUUAGGGGCGACGACGAGACGGGCGGAGGCAUGACGGGCGGCUUCGGUGGCAGCAUGGGUGGCGCGGGCGGCAAGGCGGGCAAGCGACCCAUCCAGAUCAAGUUCGAGAUCCCCUACUUCACAACCAGUGGUAUCCAAGUGCGGUACCUCAAGAUCACAGAGCCAAAGCUGCAAUACCCCUCCUUGCCUUGGGUUCGAUACAUCACACAGUCAGGCGACAUUGCAGUACGUCUGCCGGACGUGUCCUGA